UGUUCGAACUCUGUUGACAGCAGUUGACAUUCGAACUUGUAGCUGGUUGUGUGUACAAUUUCGCAAGAAGAAUUUCACGCGUGAAUUGUCAUUUAACUCAAUUAUUUCAUUAUGAGUGUAUCUCGGGUAGAACCUUGCAUACAACUUCCCCUCUCAAAGGAGAAACUAACGCAAACUGUAGAUAAGGCGAAAGACUGGGCUCUUAUGCAUGGUAUAAGUAUGCGAUCUAAGGAGAAUCCUAACACAGACCAAGUACAGAUAUUACCUUUUGCGCUAUUACCAACGAGUUUUCCUAGAAAGAGCUUUGAAACUGCCAAAAGUGUACAAACUCUAUUGAACGAACUUAUCCAUAAGGUUGCUUAUGAUAAGGAAUUUAUUACAAAUAGUUUAAGAAGCAUUAUAUAUUUGUGUAAUAGCACGAUCAAAGCUGAUCCGUUUACAGCAGAAUUAUUCCAUAUAUAUGAGACUGUACAUCAGGAGGGUUUCGGUCAAAACAUAAGCCUUGGAUUAUUAAGAUCAGAUUAUUUGUUACAUGGGGAGUCAGGCAGCAAAAUAAAGCAGGUUGAAAUAAAUACGAUAGCAUCUAGUUUUGCUGGUAUAGCUAGUAUUACAUCGCAAUACCAUAAGUAUAUAUUAGCAGAAUUGGGAUAUGCAGAAAAAACAAAAAAUAUUCCAGAAAACAAUAGCCUUACUGGAUUUUGCAAUGGAUUAACAACAGCAUGGAAACUGUAUAAUAAUAAAGAGGCUAUUAUAUUGUUUGUUGUCGAAGAUGUGACUUAUAAUAUAUGCGAUCAAAGGUUUCAUGAAUUUGAAAUUCGUCGAUUAAAUCCGCAGAUCAAGAUUAUUAGAAGAAGUUUAACAAGCUUAAUAUCUGAAUCUGAAAUAAAAUUAGGACCAAAUAAGGAAUUAAUUGUUGAAAAUAUGGUAGUAGCUGUAGUUUACUAUCGCUCUGGUUACCAACUCGAGGCUUAUCCUACUGCUCAAGAAUGGGAUAUAAGAUUGCUAAUAGAGCGUUCACGAGCAAUAAAAUGCCCGUCAAUACAGUAUCACUUAGCAGGUACUAAGAAGGUACAACAAUCUCUGGCUCAAUCGAGCGUAUUGAAGAAAUUUUUAAAGGACGAAGAUUCUGUUACUAAAGUGCAAGAAGUAUUUGCCGGCCUAUAUACAUUAGACUUCAACGAUGACGGAGAAAAGGCAGUGACAAUGGCUAUAAGUGAGCCAAAAAAGUUUGUCCUUAAACCGCAACGAGAAGGUGGAGGAAACAAUAUAUAUAACGACGACAUAAGAACGUGUCUGAAUUCUAUGAAAAAUAAAAACGAGAGAACAGCAUGGAUUCUCAUGGAUCGCAUUUAUCCUCCGUUACAGACGAACUAUCUGAUACGCGCUGCGCAGGAACCGAUAUCAGAAAGUAAAGUCAGUUUAUCGGAUGUUGUGGCAGAACUUGGCAUAUAUGGAGUUGUAGUGGGAGAUGCCAAACAAAUAAUACUGAAUGAAGAAGUUGGCCAUAUUUUGAGGACUAAAUCAUCGACCGAAAAUGAAGGUGGAAUAGUAGCGGGUGUUGGUGCGCUUGAUAGUCCUUAUCUUAGUUGAGACGAUAAUACAAUGACGAUAGCACAAAUUGUAAUGUGAUUUAUGAAUGCGCUAGCAUCUCUGUUAAUGUUUUAUCGCUCAUACGAAAACUCAGGUUUCAACAUUUAGUUGGACUUUUCAAGAAAUUCCGAGGGUCAGGUCUACUUAGUCUCCUUUCUUUUACUCUCUUAUAUUAGACAAAGUAACAUUGAUGGCAUUUCUCUUUUUGUUAAAACAAUAAAUACUUUUGAUAGCAUUGUAAUAACAAAAUUUUCUUAAAAUUUUGCAUAUAAUAAUAGACUAAAAAUUCAA
Molecule: messenger RNA, 1881 nt
Organism: Dinoponera quadriceps
Lineage: Eukaryota; Metazoa; Arthropoda; Insecta; Hymenoptera; Formicidae
Product: glutathione synthetase-like
Exons: 11
Coding region: 112-1590 (492 amino acids)
Biological process (GO): glutathione biosynthetic process
Cellular component (GO): cytosol
Molecular function (GO): glutathione binding; ATP binding; glutathione synthase activity
Source: RefSeq, a predicted model, not a curated record